AAUCCGAUAUGAUUUAGAGGAAUUUAUUGCUAAUAAAGUUGACAGCCCCUUCACUGUCGGUCAACGAUCCUCUCAAAGGAUCAGGAUGGAGGAAUGUUCAAACUCAUCUUCGAGGCAACGAGAAACGUCAAAUAUGCUUCCCGAGAGUGACACUGCCCGACACGCAACGCGGAAGCAGGAGGCGGUGUCGUAUCUAAAACGGAAAGGGAUUCACGACAUCGUCGAUUUCCUGCUCGGCGAGCUCCUGGUGCGCCGACCCCACGAUCCCUACGAGUACCUGGUCCAGCUCCUAGACAGACGUAUCUUGGCUCGCGACGGCCUCGUCGAUUCCCCUCCUCCUUUUUCCUCCCAGAAUAUAAUAAGACAAGCAAGGCAAGCUGAUCCACUUAAAUUGUUAAAAAUGAUCAGUGAAGAAAUAAGGAAAUUUUGAAUGGAAAAACGACGGUUCAUAAAAAUUCUCGUCUUCAAGAGCAUACCAUAAAUAAAACAUUGAAGAAUCGUGAAAAUCUUUUGGAUAGAAGUACUCGAUUUUCAUCGAAAGAUCACUUGAACGCUUUUGUUUUUACAUCUUUAUUUACUUAAUUAAAUAGUUAGAAGAAAAA
Molecule: messenger RNA, 602 nt
Organism: Wasmannia auropunctata (little fire ant)
Lineage: Eukaryota; Metazoa; Arthropoda; Insecta; Hymenoptera; Formicidae
Exons: 2
Coding region: 86-430 (114 amino acids)
Source: RefSeq, a predicted model, not a curated record